GAAAGAACGUUAUCCCAGAUAACUUGUGGGUUGUGGACGAAAAAGAAUUUUGCUGCAGUCUUUCGGGUGUAUCCGUGCACGAAGUCGUCAACAAAGCUCGUUCGCAGCCGAGUACACGUACGGUCUCGGCAUUGCUCAACUAUUUUGAAGUUAAUUACGUGGUACUCCAGUUCACUGUGGAAGAUAUUUGGUUAUUUCAAUACCAAUCUGUGGUCAGACAAUGGGACUACGCCCUUGGUGCCUUUCUUGUCGAUAGAGACAAUAUGCCAUCAAUGCACCGACGCAUGGCCAAACUUGAGUUGCUUUUACCACCGCCAGCAACUUGUCGUCAAAGUAGCUUGGGGAGAAACCGUACUAAAGGCUUCUUGGUCCCUAAAAAAGACGGGGGAAUCUCUAGUCUCGAUGAGAAAACAACCCGAUCACUGGUGGACACCGUUCAGGAGCAGCCGGUCAGAACGUCGGCAGCCGUCACCCGAGUCGCAACGACGUCUUUUCGGGCCGGUGAACGAAACGUGUCAGAGGAUUCUAGGAACGGCCCAAUAAUUAGAAUCGCGGGAGUUGUGCAAUAUUUGUCUUUUUCACUUACCACUUUUACCUCGUUGUUUUUCUCGCGUCUUCUUUAAACGCAUCAAUUAUUUCUUCCCCCGAAUUUUACGUGUGUGCUUUACUAAUGCACUGUGUGUCGAACAACCCGACGUUCAAUCGCACUGCAAUCAAAAACAAUGGAAGACAACCAUAAAGAUGUUUUGGCUAGAAGUCAGUCAUGGGCCGUCAUCCGACACGUCGAGAGGCUGACCACCGAGCGGAAAGGAAGUGUUGCUGCUAAUGAAGAAGAGGAAGAUUCGGUCGCGGUGCCUAUUCAGGAUGCACAAAGCUACAAGCUGGACAAGACGACGGAAGCGGCCGAGGUGCGCCGAUUGAUGGAGACACUGACGGGACAACAGCCAUCGACGGACACUGGCCAUUCUGCCGCCAGUUUGAAGGUUCAUUUUCGGUGCUCUCUCGACGACAUUAGCAAUGAUAACGACAAUUUGAGUUUGAACGAUGGCGCUGCUGAUUGCUCUUACCGCAGCCACUCGGAAGCGACAUCUUGGAGCGUCAGUGAAAGCGACUUGACUGGGCAGGGUAUAGAUGAAGAUGAGGAUGACGUCAAUUUGGCACCCGACGGAGGUUGGGGUUGGGUGAUUGUAGCCGCCAGCUUCGUCAUUCAUUUAAUAGCCGAUGGAAUCACAUUUUCCUUUGGGGUCAUCUACGCUGAACUGCUCGACUACUUCAAAGAAUCAAAAGGCUACACUGCAGUCAUUGGUAGCUUGUUCAUGGCGACUCCGUUACUAUCGGGACCGUUGGCCUCGUCACUGACUGACCGUUUCGGUUGCCGGGCGGUUACAAUCGCCGGAUCUAUCGUGGCAGCCAUUGGGUUGUUUCUCACUUCACUAUCAAACUCGGUGGAAGCGCUGUUCUUUACGUUCCUAAUCGCCGGAUUGGGUCUCUCGCUUUGCUACGUGGCAGCCAUCGCCGUGGUGGCUUUUUAUUUCGACAAACGCCUCUCACUAGCUACCGGCCUGGCUGUGUGCGGUAGCGGUAUCGGUACCUUCAUUUUUGCUCCCAUCACACAAUACCUCAUCAACGAGUAUGGUUGGAGAGGCGCCAUGCUUAUCUUGUCAGGAAUCUUUCUCAACAUUGUCAUCUGUGGCGCAUUAAUGAGAGAAGUGGAAGGGCCUGGUAACCUGCGCGGAAACGCCAAGGGUAAAAUGAGUCGCUCAACUUCCGAACAGGCAUCCACCGGAUUUCGCUCACGCAACUGCAGCGAGAGUGACACAGAGCAUCAGCGGCUAUCAAGCGAUUCACCUGCAGUUUUAAUGGAAAUCAAAGCCGCCGCGGAUUCAACUUACUUGGAAUUCGAACGCGAUGAGGACACUCGACUCUGUAAUUCUCUCAUUAAUUUGCCGACAUUCUUACGCCACGGUGACAAAAUCCCGCACGAAGUCCUAAUGACCAUUACCAAUAAUCCCCGUCUCUACGGAAUCGUGUUAGCCAACUAUCCCACCCUGUUCGAUGGCUACGUACUUGAAAACGAAAACAAAGAAGCGGAGCGAUCGAUAGCCAUGCCCGAGAAUUCGCCCAAAAAAUGCAAGGAUCCAAUUGAUUCCAAGGACACGGCCGCCGCCUUAUUGACCAGCAAAGAAGUAAUACAUCCUCACGGUCACCACUGGCAUGCGGCUUACCUCAACGGAUUGAAAAUUAAGAAACGGUCAUUAACUUACCGCGGCGCUAUGCUCAAUCUGCCCCGUUAUAGGCUUCGGGCUUCUUCUUGUCCGGAUAUUUAUCGCAAUUCUAUUACAACUAUCGCAAGAGAAAAGGAAGGCGCUUGCUGGGACUAUCUGGAAGAGUUGCGCGAUGUCUUCAUGUUCGAUUUCUCUUACCUAUCCAACCCGAGUUUCGUCAUGUUCGCCAUCUCCAACGGACUACUUUAUUGUUGUUACCAUGUCCCGUACAUUUAUUUGACGGAUUGGGCAAAAACCCAAGGGCAACCCAAGGAGGACGAAUCAUUAGAUGAAUUUUUAUACAACGUUCCGUCCGGCGGGAGACAAUCCGAUGAGCCUUCUUUUCUAUUGUCAAUUGUUGGCAUUCUCAACACGUUAGGAGUGAUUAUCGUGGGCUACCUCGGGGAUCGAUCUUGGGCAAAUCCGACUUGGAUUUACUCAGCCAGUAUGCUACUCUGCGGACUAGCUACGGCUGUCGUCCCUCUUCUACCCGGAUCUCCGUGGCUGGAAAUAGCGGCUGGCCUUUUUGGUUUAAGCAUUGCAGCCAAUUAUUCACUCGUCUCUGCCAUUCUAGUCGAACUGAUCUCGCUUGAACGCUUCGUAAACGCUUACGGUCUGUUACUUCUCUUCCAAGGCGUCGCCAAUUUGAUUGGACCGCCGUUAGCAGGAUGGAUCAGUGAUUUGACAGGCUCUUACGAUUUGUCGUUUUACAUUGCUGGUAUCUUUAUCAUUCUCUCUGGAGCUAUCCUAGUUCUUCUUCCGGCCUUCCAGCACAUCAAAUCACGCAUGUCUGUCAACAUUCGUGCCGACAGUCUCGAGACCGGAAUGCUGGCUAAAGUAGAGAACCAGCAAGGGAGGUCAACGUUUAUCAGAACUAAGGAAUCUGUCAGACUAGGCCCAUCCGACAAGACGAUCUCCAGCACGCCCAUUUAGAAAAAAUCCGCAGACCCGAAAAGCGCAAAGACACUCUUUUCGUUCUCUUCUAUCUUGUUAACCGUUUGGCCGCUCUCUCUCGUUUCUUAGCGUGAGCAGUAGCACGUGAUUCAAUUUAGUGAUGGAUUUUUACGAUUCCUUCCGAGCACUUUCUAGAAAGACAUUGUUUUUUGUUUAGCUCGUAAGUGCUCCCUAAGGGAGUUUAUUCUUAAAAUUCCUCAUGUUUGGCCUUCGCACUUACCCUUAAUCGAGUUUAAUGAGUUUGCCUAAAGAUUCUUUUUAAAAACGAAUUCUCCGAUUUAUACAGUAUGAAUAUUGACGGUUCAAAAACAUUUAUACUUCAUCUCCAUGAUUCCAUCUUAUCCCCAUUCUUUACUCAUUCGAAUCCCGUUUGCUAGAAUUUGCAUUUAACGUCCUUUUCGAUAAAUUUUCGAACUUGGAAAAAUAGUACACAGUUACAACUAAA
Messenger RNA from Daphnia magna, 3663 nucleotides. RefSeq lists its product as uncharacterized. Gene Ontology annotation, molecular function: monocarboxylic acid transmembrane transporter activity. Gene Ontology annotation, biological process: monocarboxylic acid transport; transmembrane transport. Lineage: Eukaryota; Metazoa; Arthropoda; Branchiopoda; Diplostraca; Daphniidae. The coding region runs from base 723 to 3197 and encodes 824 amino acids. The transcript has 10 exons. The record is from RefSeq and is a predicted model, not a curated record.